ACAUGGGAUACGUCAGGGCAAGUUUGUAACUGCCGAAAACUUAAUGAGACGACUGCAAGACCGGGGAAAAGAUACGGAAGCUGUUCAGUUAAACAUCUCCGAGGGAGCACGUGUUCUCAGGGAAACUUAUAGUUUUGUGUGUAGUCUGUGUAUAUGAUGAACAAGAAUAGAGUUUGUCCACUGCUGCUGUUCCUGUGAGAAAGUAAGCUCUGUACAUUCGGUCGUAAACCGCAGUGCAGACCGCAGAAUUACGUAGUGUAGUAUAUAGCUUGUUGAUCAGCCCUGCGAGUCCGACCAGCUUGUCAACGUUAGACCAGUGUGCCUACUGCUGAACUGCUGCUGCAUCUGCCGUCUGUAUUCCCCCUAACUUCCGCACCCCACCCCCUUGUGUAUGCGGGCUAGAGACGGCAAAGGAUGGUGCCAGAACAACACACGUUGAUGGAAAAAGACGGCCUGGGACUGUCAAACCCUCUGCAGAUUGUUAAAGAAGAAGAAGAGGACGAAAGUAAGGACAAGCGAGGCAGAAAGAGACCGUAUGCAAAGAGAAGUCAGUCGCUGCCUAACCAGAUGAUGUCGUCAGACCAGGAGCAGUCCCCAGCCGGCCUGGCUCUGUCCGAGGGGUCGGGGGAAGAGUUAGAGAUGCACUCCCCAACAGACCCGGGGGGACCGGCGAGAAAAAUCCGGCGGAAAUCCCCUCAAACUUACGAAGACAUUCAGAACCAAAGAGUGUUAGCGAACGUCCGCGAAAGGCAACGGACUCAAUCAUUAAACGAAGCCUUUACGCAACUUCGCAAAAUCAUCCCGACCCUUCCCUCGGAUAAACUAAGCAAAAUCCAGACAUUAAAGCUGGCCUCUCGUUACAUUGACUUUCUCUAUCAGGUGCUAAGGAGCGACGAGUCUGAUAACAAGAUGGCAUCUUCGUGCAGUUAUGUGGCCCACGAGCGACUUAGUUACGCCUUCUCCGUGUGGCGCAUGGAAGGUGCCUGGUCAAUGUCAGGCCACUAAGUCAUUCUCGUGAAUAUAUCCACCCUUCAACAUAUUAAAUCAUGAAUAUCCUCGAUGGUAGUGCAAGGCCAAUGGAUGGAGAACUGCUUUGGUGUUUACAGUCCCAGUGCACUGAUUAGCUUGGAGGACUCCGAACACGUCCCGGAAAUCGAGGGUAUAACUUUUGAUACCGGAACUGAGCUUAUCCUCUUAGUGAACUGCACGCUACAGGGGUCCAGCGUCGACGGCCCCAGACAUCAACUGUCAGUAGAAGCGAAGUGCAGCAGGUCUCCUGUUCCGGGCCCGAUCUGCAGCCUGCACAGGAUGGGGUCACUUUUCUAUCGCAACGUUAACGUUUGGAUCAUGUGACUGUGCGCUGAGAUUCGAAAACUUUCCUGUUACAAAUUCCUUCCGAAUAUAUCAAGCUGUGUCACCUAGAUCGUGUGUGUGGUGUGUGUGCACUGUUAACAUUUGCCGGCAUGUUACUGUCAUUGAGUAUAUGACAGAAAAAGUGGGCGUGACUUAGAUCAACUAUACGUCAGAAGCACCACCCAUGUGCCACGUGACAUCCCAGGUGCGAACCACUGUUGCAAUAUUUUAUAUGUGUACAAAACUAUCACUUCCUCUUUCGCGGUUUGUGAAUCUUACGAAAAACGUUAUAUUUAUUGUUUUAUAAAUGCAAUCUAUCAGUUUUCAUUUUACAUUUUGCAGUAGAUGUGUCAGAGGUGAUUUACACGGCGGGAUAUCAACGAUUUUUUUUAUCGUGAUUUGUUAUGACUUGUUAUGAAGGUGACUUUACAACACAACCCAAUGAGGGGUGAUGCUUUCUAUAGCAAACAGUCCGUGGAAAAGUUUCCUAUUUCCAUUGUAAUUCAAACGUCCAUAACUGGAUAUGUUCAUACAUCAUUGUGAUCUCUGUUGUAUAUGCAAGAUAGUUUAUGUAAGCCAUUUUAUCUGUGUCUUCACAGUUUAUGCACUUAAUGAAUGAGUAAUAGGGCCUGAUGAUUCAUCGUCACGAAAAUACUUACCCAACAUUUUUGUAGUUAAUCAGUGUAUGUAAGGUCAUUUGCUGUUUUCGAUCGUAUCUUGUAUCAUGUAUAGCACUUAUUAUAGUCUAAAUAAGUAAGUGUUAAAUAAUCUAAAAUCAUAUCUCAUGUAUAAUGACGAUGAAUGCAUUCAUUGCUUGCCUUAAUUCCCCUUCUACAACUUACUCUGUAUGAUACCAACAGCUUUGUUUUAUUUAAAGAUUUUGUUCAAGUCAAACUAUCAUUUGACGAAGGUAGUUUGUCAGUUUGUAAAUAUCUGCAUGAUGAAAUGAGUGAGCGAUUUUUAUGUAAAUAAUUUUAAUGUUGUAUGUGUCACCUGCAUUUAGUGUUAAAACACGCCCGUCAGUUCUUAGUAUAUACAUGAAACAACCAAGUAUGGUUUAUUGUUAAAACUUUCCCGGAAUGGAUUUUACCCUUCCGGUAAGUUAAACGUUAAAACCUCUCAAGUAAACGUUAGGUCGUCAUGAAGGCCUUUUAAUAAAGGCUGUCUACAGGCGUAUGAAGGAUGGGUGGUGGCUGAUCCCUUUCAACAAGGUAAACAACAUGACCGUCAUGGAUAAGUUGACACAUGUGUCUUUAUUGUACUGUGUCUUAAGAUUCCCAAUUCGUGUGAACCUUUGCUAAUGUUUUUUAUAUGGGCCCAAACUUUUGGAUACAUCGAUACAUUUAUUUUGUGUGCACGACUGACAUGCAUUCAAACCUCCUGAAGUCUAUAUUGAAGAAAAUAAAUUUUAUAUGAAAUACACAAUUA
Liolophura sinensis is the source of this 2781-nucleotide messenger RNA. RefSeq names its product twist-related protein 2-like. The transcript has 2 exons. Gene Ontology annotation, biological process: developmental process; regulation of transcription by RNA polymerase II. The record is from RefSeq and is a predicted model, not a curated record. Gene Ontology annotation, molecular function: RNA polymerase II transcription regulatory region sequence-specific DNA binding; protein dimerization activity; DNA-binding transcription factor activity, RNA polymerase II-specific. Bases 415 to 1005 code for a protein of 196 amino acids. NCBI's taxonomy places the organism in Eukaryota, Metazoa, Mollusca, Polyplacophora, Chitonida, Chitonidae.